Messenger RNA from Paramacrobiotus metropolitanus, 2022 nucleotides. RefSeq lists its product as uncharacterized. The record is from RefSeq and is a predicted model, not a curated record. The coding region runs from base 229 to 1803 and encodes 524 amino acids. The transcript has 8 exons. Lineage: Eukaryota; Metazoa; Tardigrada; Eutardigrada; Parachela; Macrobiotidae. Gene Ontology annotation, cellular component: nucleus.
UUUGUUAAGUAGUUCUAAGGUUUUUAGGACGAAUAUCCGUGGUUGAAUCCUGCUCAGGAGCCAGGAAGAAGCUUUUGCUAAUUUGGCAUGAGUUUCCGUCGUGACUGAAUGAGUAGCGAUUACUACUAGCGAUGCUAUCUCAGUAGGGAUAAGGAAGCAAGUCUACGCAACUUGGAGUCUCAAACUCAUCUUUUGACUGGAUUUUCUACAGCAGUGUCAGCUGGCAACAUGAGUGGCAAACCAGUUGCUGCUGGACAGAUCAUAGCGUUCAGCGAAGUUUGGGUUUGGUCGUUUGAGUGGCACCAACACCAGACACGUUGCGCUUUUUGUUUUCGGAACUCUACAAGUCUGCGAUCGUGUCAAGGAUGCCAGUUGUAUCGAUACUGCAACGCAGAAUGUCAGCGCGCCGACUGGAAAAAGGAGCACAAAUGCGAAUGCGAUCUUCUGAAGCGUGUCCGAGACUACAGACAAGAAACCGAAAUUCACCCUGAGGUCCAUCGUAUGGCGAGGAUGAUGCGGCUUGCCAGCGGUAUACAGGGCGACACUUCGCAAACAUUUGCCACGAGUUCCAUCAUUCUGCUCAAAAUCCUGAACAGAAUGCAUAUUAAUAGGAAGGAGACUAUCUCCGGUCGUGACAAAAAAUUGUUAACCGGGGAAAUUCUUGAAAUGUUCCCUAAAGCUAGCACAGUUGUGGCAGCACGGAAACUGGAUUUUGCUCGAGAAAAAAUGUUCCAGGGUUUAUUGAAAGCAGCACUUCCGGAUUUGAUGGAAUUUCUAGCGGGUGAACCGGUUCGGCCGGAAUUUUUUCUUGCCGAAACUCUCACAACAAUUGCGCUGCAUCAGCAUGCUAUGACUGAUUAUCUCGGAGGUCGUCCUGUCUUCUUCGGAAUGGGUCUCUAUCCCCGUUUCCCCAAUGGGCUUUUACGGGAAGCGUGCUCCGAUCAAAAUGCCGUAAAGCUGUGCCGUGGACGGACCCUCUUGCUGUACGCUUCGGACGACAUUCCCAGUUACACUGGACUUCACGAUGUGCUGUUGCGUGAUUUGAGGGAGUUUCCCUUCAGAUGGCCGGUAAAACAGCGGCGCGCUAUGUACGCAGACAAGUUUGACGGCGAGGAGUGCACUUGUCGAAAAUGUACCAAGGAAUACGAAGCGACUAUAAAUCCGUUGAAGUGUGCCACGAAAGGAUGCCGAGAACGUAUUCCAAGUAAUGAUCGCGCCCUAGAGCCCUGUGCACAGUGUGGUGCAAUCAACGAAGCUAAUCUCCGUAAGCUGCAGACGUUUCUGAAUAAGCACGAGGAGGAGUUUGCCGAAUACUGUGCCAUGUGGCAGAAGAAUGACUGUGAAGCUAUCAUGCCAAAGAAAUUCCUCUUAUGGAAGGAGCUGGAAAAGGCUGAUAUUCUGCAGCCGGAAGCGCAUCUUCGCUUUGUCCUUGGCUGGGAUGUGGCUCGAGGUUGCGACGAAACUGGACGACAUCAGGAAGCGUGGGAAUUAUUUCGUCCCAUGAUUACAUGUUUGCGGGAUAUUGCUCCCAGAUACAAUAUUUAUCGGGCCCAGUUUCUCCGCGAAGCGUCUACGUGUGUCUUAAACUGGGGAAUGAAAUUUGUGGCAAUGAGUAAAGCCCAGAAGACUCGUCUGGUGCCGCUGCUUUCGGAUGCGUUACCGUUGGCAAUUGACUGCAUGAAAGAGACGCUGGAUACCUAUUUGACAUUGUGCGGGGAGUGUGUAAUCUCUGUGGAUAUUGAAGGAGCAUUGAUGAUGGAAGAGAUGUUUUUGGCACAAGUUUUAGAAUUUUUUAAAGGGUGAAUUGGACAAAGUCAGUGGCAGAGUCGUGUAAUCGAAAAUAGGCGUAAUCUUUGCGUGCCCAACUGACUUAGAACAUUUUUUUAUGGAGAAGUGUUGCGAUUUUCAGUUUUACUUUUUUAACUCACUUGUCAGGUCAUGUUGACCAAAUGUGGCAGUGCAUGAUUUUACUGCUCACUGUCAGUUUUAUUAUUGUCUGAGAAUUGUGAUUAUAAAUUUGCA